This is a messenger RNA of Phaedon cochleariae (mustard beetle), 765 nucleotides long. The record is from the annotation of a GenBank genome assembly. Lineage: Eukaryota; Metazoa; Arthropoda; Insecta; Coleoptera; Chrysomelidae.
AUGUCGUUUGCCGGAAAAGUUAUAUUAAUCACGGGUGCGAGUUCUGGGAUAGGUGCAGCCACAGCAAAACACCUCGCAAGCUUGGGAGCUACUCUUGCCUUGGCCGGCAGAAAUUUGGACAACUUGAAACAAGUAGCCUCUGACUGUUCCACCAAAUCGAUUCCUCUUCUCCUGACAGGCGAGUUGACAAAUGAAAAAGAUACCAAAGCCAUACUAGAUAAAACCAUUGAACAUUUCGGCCAGCUAGACGUCUUGGUUAAUAAUGCAGGAGUUUUAGAGUCGGGUAGCAUUGAAAACACCAACCUAGAGCAAUAUGAUAGGAUGAUGAACACCAAUGUCAGGUCUCUGUACCAUCUGACAAUGCUGGCUGUGCCUCACCUUAUCAAAACCCAAGGAAACAUUGUGAAUGUGAGCAGUGUCAAUGGCACCAGAGCAUUUCCAGGAGUCCUGGCCUACUGCAUGUCAAAGGCAGCUGUUGACCAGUUCACUAGAUGUGUGGCACUGGAAUUAGCAGCCAAACAAGUGAGAGUCAACUGUGUCAACCCAGGAGUAACAGUUACUAAUUUGCAUAAAAGGGGAGGUAUGAACAUGGAGCAGUAUGAGGCUUUUAUCAAAAGGUCUCAAGAAACUCAUGCCUUGGGGCGACCUGGAAGGCCUGAAGAAGUGGCCCAAACUAUUGUGUUCCUUGCAAGCAAUGAUGCUAGUUACAUAACUGGAGCUACUGUACCUGUGGAUGGAGGAAGACAUGCUAUGUGUCCAAGAUAA